This is a messenger RNA of Podarcis muralis (Common wall lizard), 18430 nucleotides long. It is a transcript of the gene EPPK1, whose product is annotated as epiplakin 1. Gene Ontology annotation, biological process: intermediate filament bundle assembly; wound healing. The record is from RefSeq and is a predicted model, not a curated record. Gene Ontology annotation, cellular component: membrane; cytoskeleton; keratin filament. Gene Ontology annotation, molecular function: structural molecule activity; keratin filament binding. Lineage: Eukaryota; Metazoa; Chordata; Lepidosauria; Squamata; Lacertidae.
CCCGCUUGCCACCCGCAAAGGGAGCAGAAGAGUCGCCUGCUUGCGCCAGGAGCGGGAGACUCAGAACAACUGCACAAACAGCAUGGAGGCCAGGGGCCCAGGGACCCGGGGGCCAGCAGGGUCAGCAGCCAUGCCAGGGGGCUACAUCUCCCCCAGCAGCACCUCCGCAGCACCCAAGGCAGACCCACACAUCAAGAGCGUUGCCGGAGUCUACGUGGAGGCCGCUUCUGGCAAGACGAUGAGCCUCAAUGAAGCUGUCCAGCAUCACUUGCUGCAGCCUGACGUUGCAUCAGCUCUCUUGGAGGCCCAGGCAGCCACUGGUGGCAUCGUUGACCUUGCGGGAAAGCGGCUGGUUUCUGUGGCAGAGGCCCUGGAGAUGGGACUGGCAGGGCUGGAGAUGAAGGAGAAGCUGCUCUGCGCAGAGCGAGCAGCAAAGGGCUUCACAGACCCUUAUACAGAGGAGAAGAUCUCCCUCUACCAAGCCUUGCAGAAAGAGCUCCUUGGAAGGGAACAGGGCCUGUAUCUGCUGGAGGCCCAGUUAGCCACUGGGGGCACCAUUGAGCCAGCCACAGGCCACCGCAUCCCUCCGCAAGAGGCUUAUGAGAAGGGCUACCUUGAUGAGAAACUAAGCAACUUCCUCUCUGACCCUGAGAACGAGGAGGCCAAGGGCUUCUUGGACCCAAACAACAACCAGAAGGUCACCUACACGGAGCUGAUGAGAAGGUGCAUUUGUGACCACACCAGAGGCCUGCUCUUGCUGCCACUGAAAAUCUCCUUUCCUGGGCUGAGAGGGUCUGUGUGCAGCCAUGAGCUCCUGGAUGCUGGAAUCAUUGACUCAGACAUGUUCAAAGCCCUCCAUGACGGGGAGCUCACGGCGCAGGAAGUGGCGGAGAUGGACUCUGUUCAGGGGUACCUCUCUGGGACAAAGAGCAUUGCCGGUGUGGCGCUGCUGCACACCAAUGAAUGCAAGAGUCUGUACCAGGCCUUAGCGGAGCACCUCCUAGUGCCAGGCACAGCUGUGAUUCUCCUGCAGGCCCAGGCUGCCACAGGGUGCUUGAUAGACCCUGUAAGGAACGAGAAGUUCACGGCCGAUGCUGCCAUCCGCGCAGGAGUUGUUGGGCCAGAGCUCCAUCAGAAACUGUCUUCAGCAGAGAAAGCAGUCACAGGGUACAAAGACCCCUUCACUGGCGAGACGGUCUCUCUGUUUCAAGCCAUGAAGAAGGGCCUUGUGCCCAGGGACCCUGGCAUUUUCCUGCUGGAUGCCCAGUUUGCCACUGGAGGCAUCGUCGACCCCCACACGCAUCACCGGCUUCCUGUGGAGAUGGCCUGUCAGCGGGGCCACUUAGACAAGGACACAGAGAGCCUCCUCUGCAAUCCCACAGAUGAGAUCCGUGGGUUCUUUGAGCCCAACUCCAGGGAGAAAUUGUCCUAUGCAGAACUGCUCUUGAGAUGCGUCACAGAUCCAGACACGGGUCUCUGCCUCUUGCCUCUCUCAGGAGGCCAUGGAAGGGAGCACUCCUUCAUUAACCACAACACAAAGUCUGCUCUGGAGAACAUGGCUGUGUCUGUGUCCUGUGGGAAAUUCAAGGGGAAGCACGUUUCACUCUGGAAGCUCCUCUUCUCAGACUACUUUACAGGAGAGCAGAGGACAGACCUCAUCCAGCAGUACCUCUCUAGGCGCCUUUCCGCUCGGCAAAUGGCUGACAAAGUCUCUCACACCAUCCAGCAAGCCGUUGCCAACUCCAGAGUCACCUUUGAGGGCUUGAGGGACAAGGUGACGCCCGCCCAGCUUCUGAGCUCAGACAUCAUCAACAAGAAUUUGUUUGAGAAGCUGACCCAAGGGGAGACCUUGGCCAAAGAUGUUGUCAGCAUGGGCACGGUGAAGAAGUAUCUGGAAGGGACGGGCAGCAUCAGUGGGCUUCUCCUGCCCGACUCCCAGGAGAAGAUCAGCAUCUACCAAGCAAAGAGGAAAGGCUUCCUGCGGCCAGGCACCUCCCUCAUCCUCCUGGAGGCUCAGGCUGCCACAGGCUACAUCAUUGACCCUGCAGCCAACAAGAAAUACUCUGUGGACGAGGCCCUGAAGGCCAACGUAAUUGGCCCAGAUGUUUACGACAAGCUCCUGACUGCCGAGAAAGCUGUCACUGGCUACAGGGAUCCUUACACAGGAGAAAAGAUCUCCCUCUUCCAGGCUAUGAUGAAGGAUCUGAUCAUCAGGGACCAUGCCAUCCGCCUGCUGGAAGCACAGAUAGCGACGGGGGGCAUCAUCGACCCCGUCAACAGCCACCGCCUGCCUGUGGAAGUUGCCUACAAACGGGGCUACUUUGACAAAAAGAUGAACCUGAUUCUCUCGGACCCCAGUGAUGACACCAAGGGCUUCUUUGACCCAAACACCCAUGAGAACCUGACCUACCUGCAGCUGAAGGAGAAGUGCAUCAUAGAGCCCUCAACCUCCCUCUGCCUCCUGCCGCUGAACAGCAAGAAGCCACGCUUCAUUGACGAGACCACCAAGCAAGCGUUCAGGGGCUCCUCGGUCUUUGUGAAAUACGGGCGCUUCCAAGGGCAAAGGCUCUCCCUGUGGGAUUUGCUGAACUCCGAGUACUUCAGCGAGGGAAAGAGGAGGGAAAUAUUCAACCAUUACUGCCUGCAGAAGGUCACCCUGGAGAAAAUCCGGCUCAUGUUGGAGGAGGAGAUGAAGAAAUGGGCCUGCAUCCAGUUCCCAGCCAUAAGGGGCCGCGUCACUGCCUACCACCUGAUGGAGAUGGGCAUAAUCGACAGGACCCUCUUUGAAAGGUUGCUGGAGGGAGCUGUGAGCCCAGAGGAGGUUCUGCGCAUGGGCUCUGUCCGGAAAUACCUCUAUGGCACUGGAAGCAUCGGAGGCAUCGUGCUGCAGCCCUCCAACGAACGAGUGAGUCUCUACGAAGCCAUGAAGAGGAACAUUGUGGUGCCAGGGGUAGCUGUGCCCUUGCUUGAGGCACAGGCAGCCACUGGCUUCAUCGUUGACCCAGUGAAGAAUAAAAAACUGGGCCUGGAUGAGGCUGUGAAGGAAGGCCUUGUUGGCCCCGAGCUCUAUGAGAAACUCCAACGGGCAGAAGAGGCUGUCACUGGCUACAAGGAUCCUUUCACAGGCAAGAAGAUCUCCCUCUUCCAAGCCAUGAAGAAGGGCCUCGUGGCUGACAAACAAGCCAGGCAGCUGAUGGAUGCCCAGCUGUCAACGGGGGGCGUCAUUGAUCCGCACUGCGGACAUUAUGUCCCAGUAGAAUUUGCCCAGAAAAAAGGUUACUUGGAUGAGGACUUCAGCAAAACACUUUCCAACCCAAGCAGUGGUGCCAAAACUUUCAGCACUCUGGACAGAAAGGAGAUGGUGACCUACAGUCAGCUGAUAGAUCAGUGUCAGAAGGAUGAAGCCUCUGGAGUCCACCUGCUACCUCUGCCGCAAGCAGCUUCUCCUGCCACCACAGAUGAGCAGAUCAAGCAGCUCUUCAGGGAGACCUAUGUGCAGGGCAAAAGGGUCUCCCUCUGGGAGCUCCUGAACUCUGGCUACUUCACGGAGGAGCAGAGAAGAGACUUCCUGGAGAAGUAUCGGUCUGAGGCAAUAUCACUACAGGAGCUGGUCACCCUUGUCCAGGAACUCAUCAAGGAAAUGGAACUGAAGGCUCAAAGCCAGGUCACUUUCCAAGGCCUGAGAGGUGCAGUUCCCGCAGUCUGGCUUCUGGAUACUGGCAUCAUUUCGGAAAAGAUAUUCAGAGAGCUGGCUCAGGGCAGGAAGACAGCCAGAGAAGUGUCUGAGAUGGACAGUGUGAAGAAAUACUUGCAGGGCACUGGAAGCAUCGCUGGAGUCUUCAUUCAGGCCUCCAAUGAGAAAAUGAGCAUUUACCAAGCUAUGCAGAAGAGCCUCCUUCUCCCAGGCACAGGGGCAAGGCUUCUGGAAGCCCAGGCAGCGACAGGAUCCAUCAUGGACCCCGUGACCAACCAGAGGCUUGGAGCAGAAGAGGCCAUCAAAGCUGGCAUUGUGGGUGAAGAACUUGUGGAGCAGCUACUGCAGGCUGAGAGGGCCCUGACAGGCUAUCCUGACCCCUACUCAGGGAAGCCCAUCUCAGUGUAUCAGGCAAUCCGGAAGGAGCUGAUCUCCACCACGGCUGGCAUCCCCUUGCUUGAGGCACAGCUGGCCACUGGAGGGGUCAUCGAUCCCAUCCACCACCUCCACCUUCCUCUCCAAGCGGCCUACAAGCACAACUUCUACGAUGAGGAAAUGCACAAGACCCUUUCUCAGCAGAGUGACGACACCUGCGUCUUCUUUGACCCCAACACACAGGAAAGCCUGACCUACCAGCAGCUGAAGGAGAGGUGCGUCCGGGAUGCCGAGACAGGACACUUGCUGCUUCCUCUCUCGGAAGAGGCCACUUUCUAUGCGGAUCAGCAGACCAUGGAAGUGCUGAAAUCUGUCACUGUCGGUGUCCACAUUGGGCGGUUUAAAGGCCAAGAGGCUUCUCUCUGGGACUUACUCCACUCUGAGUACAUCACCCACAGCAAGCGGAGAGAGCUGGUGGCAGCCUACAAAGAGGGGAACGCUGAGAUCCUUGAUGAGAUUGCAGUGGCUGCCUCCAAGGUCAUCGAAGACACCGAUCAGCAGAGCAAGAGGUUCACUUUCAAGGGCCUGCGCAAGCAGGUGUCAGCCAGCGACCUCUUCCAGUCGGAGCUCAUAGACAAGGAAACUCUGGACAAACUGAGAGAGGGGAAGAAAACUGUCCAGGAAGUCACCAAGAUGGAUUCAGUCAGCCGAUACCUUGAGGGCUGCAACUUCAUCGCUGGAGUCCUUCUACAGCCAAGCCAGGAGAGGCUGAGCAUCUACCAGGCCAUGAGGCAGAGUCUCCUCCGGCCAGGAGCAGCUCUGGUGCUGCUGGAAGCCCAGGCUGCCACUGGCUUCCUCCUUGACCCAGUGAGAAACAAGAAGUUGUCAGUAGACGAAGCGCUGGCAGGCGGGCUGAUUGGAAGAGAGAUUUACGAGAAGCUGCUGAGUGCAGAAAAAGCUGUGACAGGAUACACACACCCCUACACAAAAGAACAGGUCUCCCUCUUUGAGGCCAUGAACGAAGGGCUCAUUGUGAAAAGCCAUGGCAUUCGUCUCCUUGAGGCCCAGAUAGCCACGGGGGGCAUCAUUGACCCUGUUCACAGCCACCGCAUCCCCGUAGAAGUAGCUUACAAACGAGGCUACUUUGAUGAAAAACUGAACCAGGUCCUUUUGGACCCCACAGAUGAUACCAAAGGCUUUUUUGACCCCAACACCCACGAGAAUCUCACCUACUUGCAGCUUCUAGAACGAUGCACCCAAGAUCCAGAGACUGGACUGUACAUGCUGCAAAUAGUCAAAAGGGGUGGAAGGUACUUUUACAUCAACGAGGCAACCAAAAAGUUCUUGCAAGCACAACCGAUGCAGAUGCACAUUGGCAGGUACAAAGGCCAAACCAUCUCCAUGUGGGACCUCCUUUGCUCCCCAUACAUCCAAGAACAGAGAAGGAAAGAGCUGGUGCGCCAGUACAAGUUUGAGGGUCUGACCCUGGAACAACUCAGCAAAGCCAUCACUGCUAUCAUCGAGGAAACGGAGCAGCAGAUGCAGGCCCUCAAGGUGAAGGGACCAAGGGGGGACGUGUCAGCGGCAGAGCUGUUCAACUCUGAGAUCAUUGAUAAGAAGACCCUGGAUGGGCUUCAGCAGGGGCCUGGUGCCCUUCAGCAACUUGCCCAGAAGGACUCAGUGAAGCGAUACCUGGAGGGAACAGGCUGCAUCGCCGGAGUCUUAGCAGCCAAAGGGCAGAAGAUGACCAUCUAUGAAGCCAUGAAGAAAGGGGUCCUGUCCCCAGAACAUGGUCUGAUGUUGCUGGAAGCACAGGCUGCCACCGGAUUCAUCAUCGACCCAUUGAAGAAGAAGACAUUCUCCGUUGACCAAGCGAUCUCUGUGAGGCUUGUGGGUGAAGACCUUCGAGAGAAACUUCUUUCUGCAGAGAAAGCCGUUACUGGCUACACUGACCCUUCCACAGGGAACAAAAUAUCUCUCUUCCAAGCCAUGAAAAAAAGCAUCGUAGAGAAAGAACUUGCUCUCAGGCUUUUGGAGGCCCAGAUUGCAACUGGCGGCAUCAUUGACCCUCUGCAUGGUCACCGCAUCCCUGUGGAAGUGGCUUACAAACGGGAGUGUUUGGAUGAGGGCACUUACCUCCGGCUUUCUGAUCCAAAAUAUGCUACCAAAGGAUUUGUGGAUCCCAACACCCAGGAAAGGAUUACCUACGCCCAACUAUUGCACAGGUGCACCAAAGAGACAGGGGUGUACCUCCUACAGCUGCUGAGCAAGAGGGACUAUUUCUAUGUAGAUGAAAUAACAAAAAAUAUACUUUCAUCCACCAAAGUAAAUGUAACACUUGGGAAAUUCAGGGGCCAGAUUGUGUCUCUGUGGGACCUUCUUACUUCAAGCUACUUCACUGAAGAGAAGAGGAACGAGCUGAUUAAAAAAUACAAACUGGAAUCUUCUGCUGUUCUGCAGCACAUCACAGAUGAAAUUCUGAGCAUAAUAAAAGAAAAAGAAGAAAAUAGAAGAGACAUAUGGUUCCAAGGGCUACGGAAACAAGUCACAGCUUCGGAACUACUGAAAGCAGAAAUAAUAGGUAAAGAGACGCUGAAGAGCCUGGAGGAAGGAAAGCAGACAGCAAAAGACGUGGCAAAGAUCGACUCGGUGAGACGCUACCUGGAAGGCACCAGCUGCAUUGCUGGAGUGCUUGUGCCGUCCAAGACAGAUCCUUCCAAGACCGAGAAGAUGAGCAUCUACCAGGCCAUGUGGAAGAAUGUCUUGAGGCCAGGCACUGCUCUGGUGCUGCUGGAAGCACAAGCUGCCACUGGGUUCAUCAUUGACCCCCUGAAGAAUGAGAGACUGUCUGUCGAUGAGGCCAUCUCUGCCAGGCUGGUGGGUGGAGAAAUUCACAACAAGCUCCUUUGUGCUGAGAAAGCUGUCACUGGAUAUACUGAUCCAAACACAGGGAAAAAGAUCUCUCUUUUCCAGGCCAUGAAGAAAGAUCUGAUCAUCAAAGAGCACGGCAUCCGCCUGCUAGAAGCCCAGAUUGCUACGGGGGGCAUAAUUGACCCAGUCAACAGCCAUCGUGUCCCUGUUGAGGUGGCCUACAAACGGGGCUAUUUUGAUGAGAAAAUGAACCAAAUUCUCUCAGACCCCACGGAUGACACCAAGGGCUUCUUCGACCCCAACACCCACGAGAACCUCACGUAUAUGCAGUUGCUUAAGAGAUGUGUUCAGGACACAGAAACUGGACUAAUGAUGCUUCAAAUACAGGAUCAGACUUCAAUUGCCUUCAGUUUGGAUGAAAAUAUAAAGAAGACUUUGAGGUCUACGACAACAAGAGUAAAUGUGGGUGAUUUCCAAGGACAAGUGGUUUCCCUUUGGGAUCUCCUCUUCUCUAAAUACAUUACAGAAAAUAAAAGCCAAGAGCUCAUAAGACUAUACAAAUCUGGAAAAAAAACAAUUGAGGAAAUGAUUGUUACAUUGAUAUCAACAAUCAAAGAGAAAGAGGAGCAGAGCAUCAACCAACAGAGAAAACUAGAAAAUGAAACCGCCCACCUGUCCUUUGAAGAGAACUGGCAGAAGACCUUGAAGUCCACGACCCUCCAAAUGCCUACUGGGCCAGAAAGAGGCCAGACGGUCACUGUGUGGGACCUGCUCUUCUCCAACUAUAUCACGGAAGAAAAGAGGGCAGAGUUCUUGGACUUGUACAAGAGAGGGAUGAUAUCAGUUGACCGGUUGAUCCAUGUCCUCACCACCCUGGUCAGAAAAAAGGAAGCCACAAGUAGGAAAUUGGACAUUAAAGUGAGAAGCACCAGCAACGAUGACCCUGAGCGGGAGGAGGAGGAAGUGAAGGAUGAUGAUGAAGAAGAAGAAGAAGAAGAGGAGAUGGACGCGCCAGUACUGGGAGAAAAAGAAGUGGCUCUGAAAUCCCGGAAGGUUAAAGUCACCGCAAGCGCGUUCCACGGAAGGGAGGUUUCUGUGUGGGACGUGCUCCACUCCAAAUACAUCCCUGAGGAGAAGCGGAAGGAGCUGCUUCAAUGCUAUAAAUCCGGCAUCCUCACCAUUGACCAAAUGGAAACUGUAGUCACCGCCAUCGUCAACAAAACAGAGGAGGAGAAAACAAAGGAAGCAUCCCACUCGCCCUCAGGAAGCUGGGAAGAGCCCUUGCGGAAUCACACGGUGGUCCUGCAUGUGGGUGAGUUCCAGGGGCAAGAAGUCUCCCUGUGGGACCUCCUCUUCUCUCAAUACGUUGCAGAAGCCCAGAGAGAGGAGCUCUUCACAAAGUACCGGUCGGGAAUCCUCAGCAUUCAGGAAAUGAUCGUCACGCUGGCCCCCCUUCUCACAGAGACAGGAGGAAGCCACGGCGGAGAUGGAGAAGCUCCCCGCAGUCCCAGCAGGGAAACAUCUUCGCACGAGGAAGAACUGGAAAGUGCCUUGCGGCGGGUGACCGUGGAGGUGCCCUCGGGCAAGUUCCAAGGCCACAGGGAGUCCGCAUGGGAGCUUCUCUUCUCCAAAUACGUGACCGCAGACAAACGGCGGGAACUCCUGGAGAAGUACCGAGGAGGAUCCUUGACCAGCGAGGAGCUCAUCCGAAGAAUCACCAUCCUCAUUAAGGAGAUGGAGGAAAAGAGCAACGAGCUGAAAUUCUCCGGGCUCAGGAGGCAGGUGACAGCCUCGGAGCUCUUCAACUCGGAAAUCAUUGACAAGGAAACACUCUCUGAACUCACGCACGGAACCAAAACUGUGGAAGAGGUGACGGAAAGAGAUUCGGUGAAGCGAUACCUGGAGGGCACCAGCUGCAUUGCCGGAGUUCUCGUGCCGUCCCGCUCAGACCCUUCCAAGACGGAGAAGAUGACCAUCUACCAGGCCAUGUGGAAAGGCUUCUUGAGGCCGGGCACCGCCCUGGUGCUGCUGGAGGCCCAGGCCGCCACGGGGUUCAUGACGGACCCUCUGAAGAACGAGAAGCUCUCUGUGGACGAAGCUGUUUCUGCCGAGCUGGUGGGUGCUGAGCUGAAGGAGAAGCUUCUCUCUGCAGAGAGAGCCGUGACCGGAUACAACGACCCCUACACGGGGAACAAGAUCUCCCUUUUCCAGGCCAUGAAGAAAGGCCUCAUCGUCAAAGAUCACGGCAUCCGCCUGCUGGAGGCUCAGAUCGCCACUGGCGGCAUCAUCGACCCAGUGCAGAGUCAUCGCCUGCCCGUCAACGUAGCGUACAAGCGGGGCUUCUUUGACGAGGAAAUGAACCGCGUCCUCUCAGAUCCCUCCGAUGACACCAAGGGCUUCUUUGAUCCCAACACCCACGAGAACCUCACCUACUUGCAGCUCCGGCACAGGUGUCUCCCCGAUCCUGAGACCGGUCUGUUGAUGCUGCAAGUGUUGGACAAGGGCUCCUUUUCCUUCUACCUGAACGACAGGACAAGGAAGGCCCUGCAGUCUGCCAAGACCAGGGUUGGCGUGGGCCUCUUCGAGGGCCAAGACGUCUCCGCCUGGGACCUCCUCUUCUCCAGAUACAUCUCUCCGCAUAAGAGGAUGGAGCUGCUGAAGCAGUACAAAGCUGGCACUCUAACCCUCGAGGAGAUCACCCACAUCCUCGUUACCACUGUUACCGAGACAGAGGAAAAGAAUGCCAAGCCGACAGGCCACGAACACGCUCCACGUACCCCUCAAGCAACAUCACCAAAGCCAGACACUGCCCAGCCAUCCUUCGAAGAGAACUGGCAGAAGACCUUGAAGUCCACGACCCUCCAAAUGCCUGCUGGGCCACAAAGAGGCCAGACGGUCACUGUGUGGGACCUGCUCUUCUCCAACUAUAUCACAGAAGAAAAGAGGGCAGAGUUCUUGGACUUGUACAAGAGAGGGAUGAUAUCAGUGGACCGGUUGAUCCAUGUCCUCACCACCCUGGUCAGAAAAAAGGAAGCCACAAGUAGGAAAUUGGACAUUAAAGUGAGAAGCACCAGCAACGAUGACCCUGAGCGGGAGGAGGAGGAGGAAGAAGACGAUGAUGAUGAUGAUGAAGAGGAGAUGGACGCGCCAGAACUGGGAGAAAAAGAAGUGGCUCUGAAAUCCCGGAAGGUUAAAGUCACCGCAAGCGCGUUCCACGGAAGGGAGGUUUCUGUGUGGGACGUGCUCCACUCCAAAUACAUCCCUGAGGAGAAGCGGAAGGAGCUGCUUCAAUGCUAUAAAUCCGGCAUCCUCACCAUUGACCAAAUGGAAACUGUAGUCACCGCCAUCGUCAACAAAACAGAGGAGGAGAAAACAAAGGAAGCAUCCCACUCGCCCUCAGGAAGCUGGGAAGAGCCCUUGUGGAAUCACACGGUGGUCCUGCAUGUGGGUGAGUUCCAGGGGCAAGAAGUCUCCCUGUGGGACCUCCUCUUCUCUCAAUACGUUGCAGAAGCCCAGAGAGAGGAGCUCUUCACAAAGUACCGGUCGGGAAUCCUCAGCAUUCAGGAAAUGAUCGUCACGCUGGCCCCCCUUCUCACAGAGACAGGAGGAAGCCACGGUGGAGAUGGAGAAGCUCCCCGCAGUCCCAGCAGGGAAACAUCCUCGCACGAGGAAGAACUGGAAAGUGCCUUGCGGCGGGUAACCGUGGAGGUGCCCUCGGGCGAGUUCCAAGGCCACAGGGAGUCCGCAUGGGAGCUUCUCUUCUCCAAAUACGUGACCGCAGACAAACGGCGGGAACUCCUGGAGAAGUACCGAGGAGGAUCCUUGACCAGCGAGGAGCUCGUGCGAAGAAUCACCAUCCUCAUUGAGGAGAUGGAGGAAAAGAGCAACAAGCUGAAAUUCUCCGGGCUCAGGAGGCAGGUGACAGCCUCGGAGCUCUUCAACUCGGAAAUCAUUGACAAGGAAACACUCUCUGAACUCACGCACGGAACCAAAACUGUGGAAGAGGUGACGGAAAGAGAUUCGGUGAAGCGAUACCUGGAGGGCACCAGCUGCAUUGCCGGAGUUCUCGUGCCGUCCCGCUCAGACCCUUCCAAGACGGAGAAGAUGACCAUCUACCAGGCCAUGUGGAAAGGCUUCUUGAGGCCGGGCACCGCCCUGGUGCUGCUGGAGGCCCAGGCCGCCACGGGGUUCAUGACGGACCCUCUGAAGAACGAGAAGCUCUCUGUGGACGAAGCUGUCUCUGCCGAGCUGGUGGGUGCCGAGCUGAAGGAGAAGCUUCUCUCUGCAGAGAGAGCCGUGACCGGAUACAACGACCCCUACACGGGGAACAAGAUCUCCCUUUUCCAGGCCAUGAAGAAAGGCCUCAUCGUCAAAGAUCACGGCAUCCGCCUGCUGGAGGCUCAGAUUGCCACUGGCGGCAUCAUCGACCCAGUGCAGAGUCAUCGCCUGCCCGUCAACGUAGCGUACAAGCGGGGCUUCUUUGACGAGGAAAUGAACCGCGUCCUCUCAGAUCCCUCCGAUGACACCAAGGGCUUCUUUGAUCCCAACACCCACGAGAACCUCACCUACUUGCAGCUCCGGCACAGGUGUCUCCCCGAUCCUGAGACCGGUCUGUUGAUGCUGCAAGUGUUGGACAAGGGCUCCUUUUCCUUCUAUCUGAAUGACAGGACGAGGAACGCCCUGCAGUCUGCCAAGACCAGGGUUGGCGUGGGCCUCUUCGAGGGCCAAGACGUCUCCGCCUGGGACCUCCUCUUCUCCAGAUACAUCUCUCCGCAUAAGAGGAUGGAGCUGCUGAAGCAGUACAAAGCUGGCACUCUAACCCUCGAGGAGAUCACCCACAUCCUCGUUACCACCGUUACUGAGACAGAGGAAAAGAACGCCAAGCCGACAGGCCACAAACACGCUCCACGUACCCCUCAAGCAACAUCACCAAAGCAAGACACUGCCCAGCCAUCCUUCGAAGAGAACUGGCAGAAGACCUUGAAGUCCACGACCCUCCAAAUGCCUGCUGGGCCAGAAAGAGGCCAGACGGUCACUGUGUGGGACCUGCUCUUCUCCAACUAUAUCACGGAAGAAAAGAGGGCAGAGUUCUUGGACUUGUACAAGAGAGGGAUGAUAUCAGUGGACCGGUUGAUCCAUGUCCUCACCACCCUGGUCAGAAAAAAGGAAGCCACAAGUAGGAAAUUGGACAUUAAAGUGAGAAGCACCAGCAACGAUGACCCUGAGCGGGAGGAGGAGGAAGUGAAGGAUGAUGAUGAAGAAGAAGAAGAAGAGGAGAUGGACGCGCCAGAACUGGGAGAAAAGGAAGUGGCUCUGAAAUCCCGGAAGGUUAAAGUCACCACAAGCGCGUUCCAUGGAAGGGAGGUUUCCAUGUGGGACGUGCUCCACUCCAAAUACAUCCCUGAGGAGAAGCGGAAGGAGCUGCUUCAAUGCUAUAAAUCCGGCAUCCUCACCAUUGACCAAAUGGAAACUGUAGUCACCGCCAUCGUCAACAAAACAGAGGAGGAGAAAACAAAGGAAGCAUCCCACUCGCCCUCAGGAAGCUGGGAAGAGCCCUUGCGGAAUCACACGGUGGUCCUGCAUGUGGGCGAGUUCCAGGGGCAAGAAGUCUCCCUGUGGGACCUCCUCUUCUCUCAAUACGUUGCAGAAGUCCAGAGAGAGGAGCUCUUCACAAAGUACCGGUCGGGAAUCCUCAGCAUUCAGGAAAUGAUCGUCACCCUGGCCGCCCUUCUCACAGAGACAGGAGGAAUGCCACGGUGUGAUGGAGAAGCUCCCCGCAGUCCCAGCAGGGAAACAUCCUUGUGCGAGGAAGAACUAGAAGAUGCCUUGCGGCGGGUGACCGUGGAGGUGUCCUCGGGCGAGUUCCAAGGCCACAGGCAGUCCGCAUGGGAGCUUCUCUUCUCCAGAUACAUCUCUCCGCAUAAGAGGAUGGAGCUGCUGAGGCAGUACAAAGCUGGCACCCUAACCCUUGAGGAUAUCACCCACAUCCUUGUUACCACUGUUACCGAAACAGAGGAAAGGAACACCAAGCCGACAGGCCACGAACACGCUCCAUGUACCCCUCAAGCAACAUCACCAAAGCAAGACACUGCCCAGCCAUCCUUCGAAGAGAACUGGCAGAAGACCUUGAAGUCCACGACCCUCCAAAUGCCUGCUGGGCCACAAAGAGGCCAGACGGUCACUGUGUGGGACCUGCUCUUCUCCAACUAUAUCACAGAAGAAAAGAGGGCAGAGUUCUUGGACUUGUACAAGAGAGGGAUGACAUCAGUGGACCGGUUGAUCCAUGUCCUCACCUCCCUGGUCAGAAAAAAGGAAGCCACAAGUAGGAAAUUGGACAUUAAAGUGAGAAGCACCAGCAACGAUGACCCUGAGCGGGAGGAGGAGGCGGAAGAAGACGAUGAUGAUGAUGAAGAAGCGGAGAUGGACGCGCCAGAACUGGGAGAAAAAGAAGUGGCUCUGAAAUCCCGGAAGGUUAAAGUCACCGCAAGCGCGUUCCACGGAAGGGAGGUUUCUGUGUGGGACGUGCUCCACUCCAAAUACAUCCCUGAGGAGAAGCGGAAGGAGCUGCUUCAAUGCUAUAAAUCCGGCAUCCUCACCAUUGACCAAAUGGAAACUGUAGUCACCGCCAUCGUCAACAAAACAGAGGAGGAGAAAACAAAGGAAGCAUCCCACUCGCCCUCAGGAAGCUGGGAAGAGCCCUUGCGGAAUCACACGGUGGUCCUGCAUGUGGGUGAGUUCCAGGGGCAAGAAGUCUCCCUGUGGGACCUCCUCUUCUCUCAAUACGUUGCAGAAGCCCAGAGAGAGGAGCUCUUCACAAAGUACCGGUCGGGAAUCCUCAGCAUUCAGGAAAUGAUCGUCACGCUGGCCCCCCUUCUCACAGAGACAGGAGGAAGCCACGGUGGAGAUGGAGAACCUCCCCGCAGUCCCAGCAGGGAAACAUCUUCGCACGAGGAAGAACUGGAAAGUGCCUUGCGGCGGGUGACCGUGGAGGUGCCCUCGGGCGAGUUCCAAGGCCACAGGCAGUCCGCAUGGGAGCUUCUCUUCUCCAAAUACGUGACCGCAGAGAAACGGCAGGAACUCCUGGAGAAGUACCGAGGAGGAUCCUUGACCAGCGAGGAGCUCGUGCGAAGAAUCACCAUCCUCAUUGAGGAGAUGGAGGAAAAGAGCAACAAGCUGAAAUUCUCCGGGCUCAGGAGGCAGGUGACAGCCUCGGAGCUCUUCAACUCGGAAAUCAUUGACAAGGAAACACUCUCUGAACUCACGCACGGAACCAAAACUGUGGAAGAGGUGACGGAAAGAGAUUCGGUGAAGCGAUACCUGGAGGGCACCAGCUGCAUUGCCGGAGUUCUCGUGCCGUCCCGCUCAGACCCUUCCAAGACGGAGAAGAUGACCAUCUACCAGGCCAUGUGGAAAGGCUUCUUGAGGCCGGGCACCGCCCUGGUGCUGCUGGAGGCCCAGGCCGCCACGGGGUUCAUGACGGACCCUCUGAAGAACGAGAAGCUCUCUGUGGACGAAGCUGUUUCUGCCGAGCUGGUGGGUGCUGAGCUGAAGGAGAAGCUUCUCUCUGCAGAGAGAGCCGUGACCGGAUACAACGACCCCUACACGGGGAACAAGAUCUCCCUUUUCCAGGCCAUGAAGAAAGGCCUCAUCGUCAAAGAUCACGGCAUCCGCCUGCUGGAGGCUCAGAUCGCCACUGGCGGCAUCAUCGACCCAGUGCAAAGUCAUCGCCUGCCCGUCAACGUAGCGUACAAGCGGGGCUUCUUUGACGAGGAAAUGAACCGCGUCCUCUCAGAUCCCUCCGAUGACACCAAGGGCUUCUUUGAUCCCAACACCCACGAGAACCUCACCUACUUGCAGCUCCGGCACAGGUGUCUCCCCGAUCCUGAGACCGGUCUGUUGAUGCUGCAAGUGUUGGACAAGGGCUCCUUUUCCUUCUAUCUGAACGACAGCACGAAGAAGGCCCUGCAGUCUGCCAAGACCAGGGUUGGCGUGGGCCUCUUCGAGGGCCAAGACGUCUCCGCCUGGGACCUCCUCUUCUCCAGAUACAUCUCUCCGCAUAAGAGGAUGGAGCUGCUGAAGCAGUACAAAGCUGGCACUCUAACCCUUGAGGAGAUCACCCACAUCCUCGUUACCACCGUUACCGAGACAGAGGAAAAGAACGCCAAGCCGACAGGCCACAAACACGCUCCACGUACCCCUCAAGCAACAUCACCAAAGCCAGACACUGCCCAGCCAUCCUUCGAAGAGAACUGGCAGAAGACCUUGAAGUCCACGACCCUCCAAAUGCCUGCUGGGCCACAAAGAGGCCAGACGGUCACUGUGUGGGACCUGCUCUUCUCCAACUAUAUCACGGAAGAAAAGAGGGCAGAGUUCUUGGACUUGUACAAGAGAGGGAUGAUAUCAGUGGACCGGUUGAUCCAUGUCCUCACCACCCUGGUCAGAAAAAAGGAAGCCACAAGUAGGAAAUUGGACAUUAAAGUGAGAAGCACCAGCAACGAUGACCCUGAGCGGGAGGAGGAGGAGGAAGAAGACGAUGAUGAUGAUGAUGAAGAGGAGAUGGACGCGCCAGAACUGGGAGAAAAAGAAGUGGCUCUGAAAUCCCGGAAGGUUAAAGUCACCACAAGCGCGUUCCACGGAAGGGAGGUUUCUGUGUGGGACGUGCUCCACUCCAAAUACAUCCCUGAGGAGAAGCGGAAGGAGCUGCUUCAACUCUACAAAUCUGGAGUCCUCACCAUUGACCAAAUGGAAACUGUAGUCACCGCCAUCGUCAACAAAACAGAGGAGGAGAAAACAAAGGAAGCAUCCCACUCGCCCUCAGGAAGCUGGGAAGAGCCCUUGCGGAAUCACACGGUGGUCCUGCAUGUGGGCGAGUUCCAGGGGCAAGAAGUCUCCCUGUGGGACCUCCUCUUCUCUCAGUACAUCUCAGAGGGCAAAAGAGAAGAGCUUCUAAGCAUAUAUAGAAAUUGUCAACUUACUCCUGAGGAAUUGGCAGCUGUUCUUUCUACUCUUAUUACUGAAAUGUCAGAGCAAGGUAAUAAAUUUCCAGCAGAUAAUCUAUCAGCUGCUGACAUGUCUUCAUCUGGGACAGAAGAAGCAUCACUUCUGGAAUGGGAAGAAAAGGAAAAAGCUCUGAAAUCCCGAAUGGUGGAAGUCACCAUAGGUGAGUUCUGUGGACAGAAACUUUCUGUGUGGGACAUCCUUCACUCCAAAUACAUCCCUGAGGAGAAGCAGAAGGAGUUGUUGAAGCUGUACAAAUCUGGUAUCCUCACCAUUGACCAAGUAGAAACUGUUGCCACCUCCAUUGUCACUAAAACUGAGGAGCAUCCGGAGAGGACUUCACAUCUUAGCAGUGACACAACUGAGCAAAAGGAUAUUGAAGCUCCAGAGUCAUCAUACUAUGACCUUCUCCAGCACACCUUGCGCCUUAAAAAUAUUGAUGUCACCAUACGAGAAGUCCAUGGUCAAAAGGCUUCCGUCUGGGAUCCUUUCUUUUCACGGUUUGUCUCUAAUAUCAGGAAAGAGGAGAUUGUACACAGACAUGGAGCACCAACAGUAAGCGUUAAAGAAAGUAUUCAAAGCAUCACUACACUUAUUACAGAACCCGCAAUGGGUAGUGGCACACCAUGCAGAAGUAAGGAAAUUCCCACUGAAGACAUUAAACCACCCAGAACACUUGACACUUCUCAGGCAGAAGACCAAGAGAAAACACAGAAUUCUUUGAAAUCCAGACUGGUAAACGUAUCCAUUGGUCAAUUCCAUGAGCCCCAUAUAUCACUGUGGGAUCUGCUCCAUUCUCAUUAUAUCCCCGAGGAGAAACGGAAGGAGCUGCUGCAACUGUACCAAUCUGGCAUCCUCACCAUUGACCAAAUGGAAACCGUUGUGACUUCAAUCAUCAACAGAACAGAGGAGGAGAAAGUCACUGACUCUGGAUGUGUUGCAAGUCCAAAACAAGAGACACGGUUGCCAGAAAGAGAUGAGAACGUUUGCCUCUCCCCUUCCUCUUCUUUGGAAAACAUGCUACGCUCUGAGAGUUUUGUGGUGCCAGUUGGAGAGUUCAAAGGGCAGAUGGUGUCUUGCUGGAAUCUCCUCUCCUCCAAAUACAUCUCAGAGGAGAAGAAGCAGGAACUUCUAAACAAAUGUGAAGCCAAAGCGCUCUCUGUGCAGGAACUGAUAGGCAUUCUCACCAACAUCAUCACCAAAAUGGAAAAGUGUGACAGAGAUCAGCCAGCAAGUGCAGAGGGCAGCCUCACGGAGGAACACGUCGAUUCACAUGCACGGCAGCAGCAGCUGAGGAAAUCCUUGAGGACAACUAUGGUCCACGUGACUGCCGGAGAGUACAAGGGGCAAAAGGUGUGUGUGCUGGAUCUUCUGUUUUCUAAGUAUGUCCCUCAAGAUAAAAGGCAAGAGCUCCUUGAACUGUACAGAGCAGGGACACUGUCCAUUCAAGAAAUGAUAUCCACCAUCACUGCCAUGAUUGAUGAGGUUGAAAGCAAGCAUGGGAAGCACAACAGAAAAACGUCCUGCAGAAAAGGGAAAGUAUGUUGGAAGGACCAGGGUGCCCACUCAUAGCCAAGUGAGUCAUCAAAGGCCGGUGGCUCGUUCGUCUCUCUCUGACCAAAGGCUGCCUGCCCCCCUCCUCCAGCCUCCAUCCUUAACCAACAUUCUCCUUCACAAGCACACCAAGGACGGGCCCUGUCAUCAGGAAGCCCUUCAUCCGCUGUGACCUUUUGAGAGAGUUCUUCAUGCUCUUGUUUCUCUCCGUUCUCUACUGCUGCAUUUGCACACUGGUGGGGGGCCUGGGGCAAUUCUUGUCUUGAGCAUCUGGACUUCUUCCCUGGACUGCCAGUCACAACUGAAAGAAGUUCUGCUCAUACAGCACUCUCCUAAAUGUGGCAAGUACCUCAGGGACUUUCUAGGAAAUUCUACUCCGGGUUUCUAUUUGGCAACAUUUGUGUGCCCUGAAAGGCAUGGGGUGUGUGACUUCAGGCAAUCUCUGCAUGAAACAGAGGGGUCUCCAUCACCACUGGUGGCUACUCAAGGAUGGUGCAACCAAGGACAAGAGUGAAUUAUUCGUGACUUGAGGGUGCAUUGAGAGUGCUCAGAAGCAGAAUGUUACUCCCCCCACCCCCUUCAGAAUCUCUUAAGCUGGUCUGUGGAGUUCACAGUGGGAAAUGACUUGGGCUGAAUACUUGAUUUCCACAUCCAUCCAUUUUUUGGUCAAGUGCUGCUUUUUCCCUGUAGAUUGUGGGGACCAUAGGAAACUUGGCUUCAAUUUUCACUGAUCUUUGUUUCUUCCACACCUGGGGUUGCAGCACCUGCCCUGGAAACAUUGCAAGUGGGCUGAAGCUGUGAGCCCAGGUCCAAAGGCCCUUCCAUUCUGUGACGAGUUCCAGAGCGGGUCCUUCAUGAGAAAGGACACUGGAAGGAUGUCACAGAGCAACUACUCAGCUUGACUGUUUCUGCUAACAAUAAAGGACAACUUUAAAACUC